CUCUCUCUCUCUCUCUCCCUCCCUCCCUCCCUGCAUAUUCUUCGCAUCUCUUUUUUUUUUUUUUUAAUUUUAAUUUUCUUAUAAACUAUCUAAAGGAAUUCAAAUUCUUUGUAGAAUUGGACUCUCUCAGGACGAAAUUGUGUGAGUUAGAGAGAGAGAAAGUUCAAUUCUGGUGGCGGGAGAUUCGGAUCUGGUCGGAAUAUUUUCACCGGCGGCGAAGGUAGUUUUUGGAAAAUGCUCAAUUAAUAGCGAGUUCUUUGAUUUAGAUUUUCAGGUUUCUGAAGAGCGAGUGUGAGAGUGGAGAAUGAAAAACGGGAUGAUAGAAUGCAGUGUUUGCCACUCAAAAUUGGUUUCGCCAAGUGCAAAAACAGUUUCGAGAGCUUAUGAUCGACAUAAGAGUAGAGUCUCGUCGAAGCUCCGUGCCCUUAAUGUAUUUCUGGUUGUUGGUGAUUGCAUCCUAGUUGGUUUACAGCCUAUUUUGGUUUAUAUGUCCAAGGUGGAUGGAAAAUUCAAUUUUAGCCCAGUUAGUGUCAACUUCUUGACAGAGGCUGCAAAGGUUUUAUUUGCAAUUGUUAUGCUUUUACUCCAGGCAAGAAGCCAGAAAGUUGGAGAGAAGCCUCUUCUCUCCAUUUCUACAUUUGUACAGGCAGCCCGUAACAAUGUUCUUCUCGCUGUUCCAGCUUUUCUUUAUGCUAUCAAUAACUACCUAAAGUUCACCAUGCAGCUGUAUUUCAAUCCUGCAACAGUGAAAAUGCUAAGCAAUCUGAAGGUUUUGGUGAUUGCUGUUUUGCUGAAGAUAAUAAUGAGGCGCCGGUUUUCUAUACUUCAGUGGGAAGCUCUAGCUUUACUGCUCAUUGGGAUUAGUGUAAAUCAGCUGCGUUCUUUGCCUGAAGGUGCUACUGCUACGGGCAUUCCUCUUGCAACGAUUGCAUACGUGUAUACAUUGGUCUUUGUAACUGUUCCGUCUUUGGCUUCGGUCUACAAUGAGUAUGCGCUGAAGAGCCAAUAUGAGACGAGCAUAUAUCUUCAGAACUUAUUCCUGUACGGGUAUGGUGCUAUCUUCAAUUUCCUAGGAAUAUUGGCAACUGUAAUUGUCAAAGGUCCCAGUAGCUUUGAUAUCCUGCAAGGUCAUUCAAAAGCUACUAUGCUUCUAAUAUGCAACAAUGCUGCCCAAGGAAUAUUGUCCUCUUUUUUCUUCAAAUACGCAGAUACAAUCUUGAAGAAGUACUCCUCAACAGUCGCCACAAUCUUCACAGGCAUUGCAUCUGCAGCACUGUUUGGUCAUACUUUGACUAUGAAUUUUUUGUUGGGAAUUUCCAUUGUAUUCAUCUCGAUGCACCAGUUCUUUUCUUCCCUUUCAAAAGCCAAAGAUGAACAGCAGAAUGGGACGGUGGAACUGAUGGAUGUUCAGGAUGACCACAGGUCAAAAGAUUCAUUCAUAAAUAUGGCAGCUGGAGCAAAUGAAGAGACAAGUCAUCGUGUAGGGCAUGACGAGAGACAGCCCCUACUUCCCACCUAGAGAGUUUAGUCGAUUUUCUUACAUUAGAAAGGAAUUUUUCUUGGAAGGAAUUCUUUUGGCAGGACUUAUUGGACCAUGGAUAAGUCAGUUGUCAGAAUCACAAAUAAAAAUCCAUUUCGAAGAAAUUAGUUUACACAAUUAAGAUCCGUUUCGUGCUCCUUUGGUUCCUCCCUUGUUGGUACUACAAGCUUUCCUUCACACAGAUACAUGAGUCAUCUGGGUUUCCCUUCUAGUGGCUUAGAUAAAGAUUAGCAACAUUUGGUAACUGGAUACCUGGCUCAUGAUAUAUUGCCUGCCUUGUUCAGUCUACCAGUGUGCUAUUGAUAGUGUUACUUGUAUUCUUUAUCUUAGAACAGCUGAGUUUUUUUUUUUUUUUUCUUUCUUUUACCCCUUUUUGCAAAUUUCAAUUUUUACUAUCUCUUAUAUAGGAUUAGAGCACAGAUCAUGAUGUGAGGCCACAGUAAAAAGAAAAGUCAAAAAAAGAAAAAGAAUGUGAGAGAAAUGCUCCUUUAUCUUCAUAGUGAGAAUGAGAAUGCUAUUUAAAUGUAUUCAGCUUACAUUUAAUACAUCUGAUAAUUGAAUUCAAGGAAAAAUAUAGUGGUAUUCUUUCCAAGUAA
Messenger RNA from Ricinus communis (castor bean), 2136 nucleotides. RefSeq names its product CMP-sialic acid transporter 2. Gene Ontology annotation, molecular function: pyrimidine nucleotide-sugar transmembrane transporter activity. The record is from RefSeq and is a predicted model, not a curated record. Gene Ontology annotation, cellular component: Golgi membrane. The transcript has 16 exons. Bases 305 to 1519 code for a protein of 404 amino acids. Gene Ontology annotation, biological process: pyrimidine nucleotide-sugar transmembrane transport. NCBI's taxonomy places the organism in Eukaryota, Viridiplantae, Streptophyta, Magnoliopsida, Malpighiales, Euphorbiaceae.